Mixia osmundae IAM 14324 is the source of this 183-nucleotide messenger RNA. RefSeq lists its product as uncharacterized. The transcript has a single exon. The record is from RefSeq and is a predicted model, not a curated record. Bases 1 to 183 code for a protein of 60 amino acids. NCBI's taxonomy places the organism in Eukaryota, Fungi, Basidiomycota, Mixiomycetes, Mixiales, Mixiaceae.
AUGAAAUCUGGUAAACGAGCAAAACAUCUUCUACCUCGUCAGAGAAUGACAAGUAGCUACCAAGGUCGGAGCAGGAACGUCAUGAAGUGGCAAAGUCGCUUGCGCUUAUCUCUUCUCUCAUCCUUGUUCCAUGCCAGAGAGGCCUCUCUUGUCUUCUCUUCAGAGGUCUCACCUCUAGAUUAG